Pimephales promelas (fathead minnow) is the source of this 821-nucleotide messenger RNA. NCBI's taxonomy places the organism in Eukaryota, Metazoa, Chordata, Actinopteri, Cypriniformes, Leuciscidae. The record is from RefSeq and is a predicted model, not a curated record.
CUGUUUUAGAGGUAGAAAGCAACCAGUUAAAAGAAAACAUGGCUACCCUAGAGAAGAAGUCAUCAGAAAAUCAGUUAUCAGCUUCAGAAAAACGAGAGGAAGUGCUGGUUCUGUCAGCAGAGGUCACCUCUCUUAAAGAGCAGAUCUGCCGUUACAGUGAAGAUGAAGUACUGAAACGACAGGAGAUGUCUGUCCUAGAGACCAAACACAACGGGGCGCUGGAAAUCCUGACCUCUGUUCUGAACCAGCUGGCUGGCGUGACAACUACAGCUUCACAGAAAGAUGCUGAGCUUCUCUUGCUUCAAAAUGAGCUUCAACAACAAGAAAGCCUUAGAGAAAAGGCUCAGGAGCUUGAGACUGCCAAGCGUGAGGAACUUGAGAGAACAGUGAGUGAACUUCAAGCUAAAAUCCAACAGGUCUCCACUCUUGCCUCUGAGAGAGAUGCUCAAGUAAUUUCUCUUCAAGAGGAGAUGAAAGAUCAAGAGUUGAGGGCCAAACAGUCUGAAGAUGAUCUCCGCAGAGAGCUAGAGGAGAAACAGGACGAUCAGCUGGGCUCUUUAGAUCAAAAGCUGAAGGAGAUGGAAGGGCUUUUCCUUCGAAAGGAGAAAGAUAUCCUUGAUCUGCAUCAGGCAAAGGAGGAUCUGGAGAAGAGGCUUGUUGAUGAACAACAACUGGAGGAGAACCAGCAGAAAUGGGAGAUGGUGAAUGAGGAAAUAGACCACCUGUCAAUUGUUUUUAAUAUUUUGUUCCUUCACAAGCUUCAGCUCGCGCUCAACAGAGUCGGACUCGUUCCUCAGAUUUCUGAUUUCUUCAUCUUUUAG